AUGGCCGCGUCUGAUAGCUAUCCCUCAAGUGGGACGGAGAAGCAUCUACUGGGAAUUAUCUGGGGCGCCACAUCAAUCGCCACCUUCGUCUUAGCAAUCAGAGUUAUCGCGAAAUUAAAAAUGAGGCAAUUUGGACGCGACGACGUGAUCAUGGUUUUCGCAGAUGUGAGCAACUUAACAGCCGCCAAACUUUCUCGUGUUGCAAUAAUUGGAUCAAGUAUGUUCACAAUAGGUGUGAAGCAUGGCUUUGGUCAUCACGUAUGGGACAUCCCACACGCAGAAGUUUCGACAGUCAUCAUGUAUGACUAUCUCACUCAAGCAUUCGGUGUCGCUGCAUCAUGCAUGGGCCGAAUAUCUUUUAUUCUCUACAUUCUUGGCCUCCUUGCAAUUGAGAGGCAUCAUCGAAUCAUUCUGUGGCUUUUUAUCAGCUUCCAGUUAACUACAAAUGUAGUUUCUAUCCUUAUAAUGUUCUUGCAGUGCCCAGGACAUGCUUCUGACAUUUGGAGCCGACCACGAAAUACAGGGUGCUGGAAUGUUCACAUCCAAGCAUACUAUGGGUAUUUUCAAGGUGGUAAGAUAUAUUAUCUUCGUUUACGAACAAAGCUUCAUUAUACUGACAUGUUGGAAUUAUUAAACAAACAGCCUUUAACUCUGCCACAGAUCUUUACCUUGCUGCUUUUCCAGCAUAUAUACUGUGGAACAUGA
Molecule: messenger RNA, 705 nt
Organism: Penicillium lagena
Lineage: Eukaryota; Fungi; Ascomycota; Eurotiomycetes; Eurotiales; Aspergillaceae
Exons: 2
Coding region: 1-705 (234 amino acids)
Source: RefSeq, a predicted model, not a curated record